Molecule: messenger RNA, 927 nt
Organism: Cannabis sativa
Lineage: Eukaryota; Viridiplantae; Streptophyta; Magnoliopsida; Rosales; Cannabaceae
Exons: 1
Coding region: 252-719 (155 amino acids)
Source: RefSeq, a predicted model, not a curated record
CCCCAUAGCGUAUCACAUUUAUGAUACUCAAUUUUAUAUCUCUAUAUAUAUAUAGUAUACACAUAUAUUAUAUUUAUUUUAUAUAUCUAUAGAUACAUUCCAUUACACCUAAUUUAAUCAACUCAUUUCAUUUCUUACCCACCUCUGUUUCUUCUCUCUUUCUUCGUUCUCUCUCUCUCUCUCUCUCUCUACAUUCUUUCGUUCUAGCUAGCUAGAGAGAUAGAGAGAAAGAGAGGUUAAUAUUGAAUCAUAUGGAAGGUGUGUCUGCGACUAUGUAUAAAGGGUUAAAAGGUUACUGGAAGAGAAGAGGCUACAAGAAGCUAAACGGGUCGGAUUCUCGGCGGAGGAAGAUCCGGGUCUCGGAGCUUGGUUCGACCCGAGGAAGAAGAAGACGGGUAUGGCGGAUCCGGAUUGGUCGGCCGAAGCUGGGGUUUCUGAGGAGAGUCCCUUCGCCUAAGAAGUUACUGGUUUGGCUACGAGACGCUUACGUGAAAAUGAUGCUGGGAUUCGCUAAUACGCAGGUGUGUAGUACUGGCUACGGUGGUGGCUUGUUUAACGACCGGAUUGGCUCCUUUGGAAGGGCCCCACUUAAGGAGUACGACAAUAAGAUGAUCAUCGAGAUCUACAAGUCUCUGGUGCUGGCCCAGGCGCAGGCCCAGGGUCAACUCGUGCACCGCGAACCACCCAAGCUCAGCUCCGAGAGCGUUGCCUCGCGGUAAAAUUAUCAUUUUCAUUAUUAUUAGUCGGAACAAAAGGGAAAAAGAAAAAAAAGUAAAUUCACGUUUUUACCCCUUCAAAUUAUGGGGUCAAAUGGUCAAUUCCUCUUUUAUUAAGAAAAAAAAUUGAAUUUGUGAUUUCCUUAAAAUUGUAAGAAAUAGUGGAUUAUCAAAAGCUGACAAAGAAUUAAUAUAGUAAGUUUUUAUUCUC